GUGCACAAGUGUGUGUGUCUGACCGACUGUGCCUGUGUGUGGGUCUAGUCCAGCAGAAAGAGAGGGAGGUGGGGGAGAACAGGGGAUGUACCAGGCACCUUGAGCAGUUCCUAGGCUCCUGAUUGGUGCCUGGGCUGUCCUCUGAGUUGCCUUUAAAAAGCCCAGCCCAGAUGUCCUGGCCCUGGAUCCAGUAACGGUGAAGGAGAGGAGACACAGGUCAAUGAGUGAAGAGAGAGUAUGAAGACUGAAGCUGGGCAUAUUGAAGACAACUUUACUCCUCUUACCUUCUUGCUAAGUGUGCUUUGUGGAAACGUGCUCUGUUGAAACGUGCUCUGUUGCCUAGCUGAACAUUUCUCUUCUCAGGACAAAAUGACUACUGAGUGUCCGGUUGAUAACUAGCUGGGUGCUGUCUCACUAAAGACAGUUUGACUGAACACAGACGGACAGUAGACUUCCUUACAUAGUCUAUCUGCAGACUACCUGAGAGACAGACAGUAGACUUCAUUACAUAGUCUAACUGCAGACUACCUAACAGACAGACAGUAAACUUCAUGACAUAGUUUAACUGUCGACUGAAUACCUGACAGACCAUUUUCAGAGAACUGCCACAGUGCUCAUUUGACACAGGAGAUCCUAACAAUACCUUGACCAGAUGAUUCUCAAGAUCUUCCUCACCCUCCUCUUCCUCCAUGGUUUGGUGCUAAAUGCAUCCUCCUCUUCCUCAUCCUCCGAAGAGGAGGAUGGCGGGAGCAGUGAGAAGGACAGCGGGGAGCAUCAUCCUAAAGGUGUCCCUCAUGGUGGACACUGGGGCUACGAAGAUCAAGCUGCCUGGUCCUCUGAGUUCUCACACUGCAGUGGAAAAUCCCAGUCUCCCAUUGACAUUGAUACCAGGAGAGCCCUCUAUGACCGCAGCCUGCCACCCAUAACUCUGGAGGACUAUGAUCUGACAGACAGCUCAGCAUUGACACUGUUGAACAACGGCCAUACCUUGCAGCUGGUCCUGCCCAACACCAUGCGCAUCACCAGUGGGUUUGACAACGAGUUCCGGGCCGCCCAACUGCAUUUCCACUGGGGGACCAAAGAGGUGCCAGGAUCUGAACACACCAUAGAUAACGUCCACUUCCCUGCAGAGAUCCACAUAGUUCAUUACAACUCUAAAUAUGCAAAUCUGUCCGAGGCAGCCAGCAAAUCAGAUGGCCUGGCUGUAUUAGGGGGCUUCAUCGGGAUUGGUCUUCAUGAGAAUGACAACUAUGAAAAGAUCCUGUCUGCGCUCGCUGAUGUCAGCAUCGAAGAGUCUAACACUGAGAUCCCUGCCUUCAAUGUCCGUCAUCUUUUGCCAAACAAGCUGGAGCGCUUCUACAGAUAUAAUGGCUCCCUUACCACUCCUCCCUGCUUCCAAACAGUCAACUGGACAAUGUUCAAUGAUACCAUCACAGUGUCCAGGAGGCAGUUGGCUGCUCUGGAGGACACACUGAAAGCAGGCCAACACCAGCACCUGACCAAGAAUUUCAGAGCACCUCAGCUUCUACAUGGGAGACACGUCCUUGCCUCGUUCACAGACACUCCCACCAUAGUCGUUGCAGGACAUCCAAGUAUCUCUAUCAACACCUUGUCGGAGACUGAUGCCUCUAACAGUGAAGGGCCAUCAACUGGGCCAUCUGAGGUCCUAGCAAGAGGAGAUAUCUUGGCCAUAGCCUUCGGAGCUCUCUUUGCCGUCACUUUGCUGCUAUUCACGCUCUAUGCAUACCAACAGCGUAAAAAAUACUCUAGGUAGUAUCAAAAAGGACUCCAGGCAGAACGUUAUCUACAAACCAGCAACUAAAGAAGAGGCAUAGAUGUCACUGGAAAGGAGUCUUAUUCAGAUUUUAUAUUCAAACUAUUUUCAAUAGGAAUUAAAGAGAUUAUCCAGUACUUUUGUAGACUUUUUUAGCCUAGAACUAGGUACUUUUGUAGACUUUUUAGCCAGUAGUUCUGAAAGUAGCUCUCACAAGCCAAAAGUGGUCCCUGGAAAUUGCAUACUAUAUCAGAUUGUGUGCAGAUACUGUAUGAGCAGCACGUCAUCGCUCUCUCGCUCGCUCUACUGUGGCGCAUGAUGUGCCUCUUGCUAGCUGUCACUAUUAUGACAAGUGGUUGAAGCUCAUUAGUUGAAAUCAAACUGGAAAAUGGAGGGAAAAUGGACAAGUACAGCUUCCCGAAAAACAGUCUCUUUCAAGCUAGUGAUUUCAUGGCUAAUUACAGUAAGACAGUAAUUCUGAUAAUAGAUUAUUCAUGUAUGAACUGCACAUUGACACAUCCAGCCCAAAGUGGGAUGUUUAAAAAAUACUUAUUCGUUGCCAAUGUUUCGGAGGCGGUGUCUUUAAAAGAGUUAUGAUCGAGAAUUCAUAUUGCUCAAACCAAGUUUAACAUUUGCUCAGAAUGAUUGUUUUCGUCUUUGUUACUAAUGCAAAGUGGUUUAAGUAUGUAAUACGAGUCAGUGGAGGCUGCUGGGUGGAGGACGGCUCAUAAUAAUACCUGGAAUGGCGCGAAUGGAAUGGCAUCAAACACAUGGAAACCGUGGAAACCAUGUGUUUGAUGUUGUUGAUCACUUUCCACCUAUUCUGCUCCAGCCGUUACUACGUGCCUGUCCUCCCCAAUGAAGGUGCCACCAACCUCCUGUGAUGUGUGUAUAUGGUACGUGUAGAAGAACAGCUGUAGUUACCACCUGAGUAAGAAUGUAUACAAUGUGUUCUAUUUAAUUGUGGUGGCAAAAUGAUAAAUGUUCAUGAACUUCAAUACAAUUGACUUACUGUCGAAGAAAGUCAAAUCACUUUUUCCCAGGGUGUUCACUUCGUUACAAGUACUAGACCUGCAGAUAAAAGUGUUAUGCUGUAUCGUGUGUGUUGGAUAUCAUGCAGGAAGUGUUUUAUAUGAGUGUUGUAUUGUUAUUACUAUAUAUCCUCAAAUGUAUGGACACUUGUCACUAAAACCGUUAAGUUGUUUUGUAGUUUACCUCUCAACCUCUCCACAAUGGUGUAUACUGAUGUGCAAUUGGACCUUGAAAUGUACAAUAAAUGUGUUAUAUUCUUAUAAAGUCUGUCUCAU
Messenger RNA from Oncorhynchus mykiss (rainbow trout), 3081 nucleotides. NCBI's taxonomy places the organism in Eukaryota, Metazoa, Chordata, Actinopteri, Salmoniformes, Salmonidae. The record is from RefSeq and is a predicted model, not a curated record.